Callorhinchus milii (elephant shark) is the source of this 1724-nucleotide messenger RNA. RefSeq names its product cugbp, Elav-like family member 5a (gene celf5a). The coding region runs from base 192 to 1631 and encodes 479 amino acids. Gene Ontology annotation, molecular function: mRNA binding. The transcript is spliced from 13 exons. Gene Ontology annotation, biological process: regulation of alternative mRNA splicing, via spliceosome; mRNA splice site recognition. Gene Ontology annotation, cellular component: cytoplasm; nucleus; ribonucleoprotein complex. The record is from RefSeq and is a predicted model, not a curated record. NCBI's taxonomy places the organism in Eukaryota, Metazoa, Chordata, Chondrichthyes, Chimaeriformes, Callorhinchidae.
GGGAGGGGGAGAGAGAGAGAGAGAGAGAGAGAAGGAAGAGGUUGGUGUAGCCAUAGAGAGGCGUAUAAGCCUGAAACAGGAAGUCUGUGGGUUUUUUUUCUGAUACACUCACACACACAGACAGACAGACACACACACACACACAGAGCUAAGAGGUGAGUGGCUGCGCCUUCUACACUGUGGCUUCAGCGAUGGCCAGACUGCGAGAGGCGGACCGAACCCCACAGCAGCAGCAGCAGCAGCAGCAGCCCAUGAACGGUGCCGAUCCGCAGCAGAGCCCGACUCCCAUGAAAGACCACGAUGCCAUCAAGCUCUUCAUCGGCCAGAUCCCUCGCAACCUGGAGGAGAACGACCUGAAGCCGCUCUUCGAGGAGUUCGGGAAGAUCUACGAGUUGACCAUCCUCAAGGACCGCUUCACAGGGAUGCACAAAGGUUGUGCUUUCCUGACUUACUGUGCAAGGGAUUCGGCUGUCAAGGCGCAGAAUGCACUACACGAACAGAAGACUCUGCCAGGGAUGAAUCGUCCCAUCCAGGUGAAGCCGGCUGACAGUGAGAGCCGUGGAGAAGACAGGAAGCUUUUUGUGGGGAUGCUGAACAAGCAGCAGACGGAGGAUGACGUGUACAGACUCUUUGAGCCCUUCGGUGGGAUUGAAGAGUGCACGGUUUUACGAGGCCCCGACAGCAACAGCAAAGGUUGUGCUUUUGUGAAGUUUUCCAGUCACACGGAAGCUCAGGUGGCAAUCAAUGCGCUUCAUGGGAGCCAGACUAUGGCGGGAGCCUCCUCCAGCCUGGUGGUGAAGUUUGCGGACACAGACAAGGAGCGUACGCUGAGGCGUAUGCAGCACAUGGUGGGACAGUUCGGGAUGUUCAACCCAAUGGCGUUUCAGUUUAACAACACGUACAGCACCUACGCUCAGGCGCUGAUGCAGCAGCAAGCCGCCCUGAUGGCCGCCAGCACACACACCGGGUACCUGAGUCCCAGCCCGGCCUUUCCGGCAGCACAGAUGCACCACGUGGCUGCCAUCAACCUGAACGGAUUAACUGCCACCCCCAUCACACCCACCUCAGGGCUGUCCUCACCACCCGGCAUGGCAGCCCCCCCCGUGCCCAGCAUCGUGUCCCCCAUCACAGUGAACGGCUUCACUGGCCUGUCCGCCCAGCCCAACGGGCAUCACACAGUGGAGGCAGUCUACACCAACGGAAUCCACCCCUAUCCAGCACAAAGCCCAUCAGCAGCCGAUGCCCUCCAGCAGGCCUUUACAGGCGUCCAACAAUACACAGCCAUGUACCCGACAGCUAUUGGCCAGAUCAGCCAAGCCUUCCCACAGCCGGCUCCUGUGGUAACACAGCAGAGAGAAGGCCCUGAAGGCUGCAAUCUCUUCAUUUACCACCUGCCCCAGGAGUUUGGAGACACUGAGCUCAUGCACAUGUUCCUGCCUUUCGGCUCCGUGAUCUCGUCCAAGGUUUUCAUGGAUCGUGCGACCAAUCAGAGCAAGUGCUUCGGUUUUGUGAGUUUUGAUAACCCCACCAGUGCUCAGGCUGCCAUCCAAGCUAUGAACGGUUUUCAGAUUGGGAUGAAGAGGUUAAAAGUUCAGCUAAAACGGCCAAAAGAUUCCAGCCGCCCUUACUGACUGAUGGUGAAGAUGGGCUGGAUUGUGAUUUCCUGGGGCUGGGAAUGUGCAGAAUGGGAGGAAGUAGUCUGGAGCGACUGGUUGUGAGUGGGG